UAGUUUGGUGCUUUUGCAGUGAUUCAGCGUUUCGAAAGACGGUGAAAUGGCGGACGAGAAUGAAAAUUCGUGCGACAAGUUCGACGACGUGAAGCCGGACAAAAUGUUUACGCUGAAAAAGUGGAAUGCUGUCGCGAUGUGGUCGUGGGAUGUGGAGUGUGAUACUUGCGCAAUUUGCCGCGUCCAGGUUAUGGAUGCGUGUCUGCGGUGUCAGGCGGAAAGCAAAAAGGACACCCUUGGGCGACAGGACUGCGUGGUCGUCUGGGGCGAGUGUAACCACUCGUUCCAUCAUUGUUGCAUGUCCCUGUGGAUCAAGCAGAACAACCGGUGUCCCCUGUGCCAGCAGGAAUGGUCCAUCCAGCGUAUGGGCAAAUGAAACGGUCUACAUCGCGUCCACAUCCAUCGACAGCACCUCUCCUGGGAGUUUUAGCGAGGACAGAUCUGGUUGAUCGAACAGACCUCGUUCUAAUAAAAGC
Messenger RNA from Anopheles cruzii, 476 nucleotides. RefSeq names its product RING-box protein 2 (gene Roc2). Bases 47 to 376 code for a protein of 109 amino acids. Lineage: Eukaryota; Metazoa; Arthropoda; Insecta; Diptera; Culicidae. Gene Ontology annotation, biological process: protein ubiquitination; ubiquitin-dependent protein catabolic process. The transcript is spliced from 2 exons. Gene Ontology annotation, cellular component: nucleus; Cul5-RING ubiquitin ligase complex. The record is from RefSeq and is a predicted model, not a curated record. Gene Ontology annotation, molecular function: ubiquitin protein ligase activity; zinc ion binding; cullin family protein binding.